AUGGAAAUGAUAGGUUACGCAUCAACAGCUGUGGCAGCAGCAUCCGUUGCAGAUCCAGGACGAACCAUGCAAGGACAACAGCAGGAGGCUCUGCUCGAUGAGUUAGAGGCGGUUGAGAAGACCGGAAUACGGCGUGGAGAUGCCUACGUGCUAAUCACAAAUACCCAUCCCAUGGCCGCGAGGUAUGGACAAAUGAAUGAUGGUGUAAUGGCUGCACAAGCUUUUGUUUUCUUUGCUGCUGGAUUUGAAACAUCCUCUACCACAAUGAGUUUUGCUUUGCAUGAACUGGCAGUGAACACAGAUAUUCAGGAGAAAGUUAGAAAAGAAAUAGAUACAUCUCUUGAAGAAACUGGCGGAGAAUUUACUUAUGAAUCCAUUAUGAAUUUGAAGUACUUAGAUAAAGUUGUUUCUGAACAAACAAGUGAUUUAUCAACAAGAAAAGUUAUAAUAUAA
This is a messenger RNA of Gryllus bimaculatus (two-spotted cricket), 453 nucleotides long. Lineage: Eukaryota; Metazoa; Arthropoda; Insecta; Orthoptera; Gryllidae. The record is from the annotation of a GenBank genome assembly.